AUGGUCGACUCCUGCUGUGGCUCCGUCUGCUCUGACCAGGGCUGUGGCCAGAAGACCUGCAGCCGCCCCAGCUGCUGCCAGACCACCUGCUGCAGGACCACCUGCUGCGGUCCCAGCUGUUGUGUGUCCAGCUGCUGCCGCCCCUCCUGCUGUGGCUCUAGCUGCUGCCACCCCUCCUGCUGUGGCUCCAGCUGCUGCCGCCCCUCCUGCUGUGGUUCCAGCUGCUGUAGCUCCAGCUGCUGCCGCCCUUCCUGCUGCAUUUCUAGCUGCUGCUGUCCCGCCUGCUGUGGCUCCACCUGCUGUCAUCCCUCCUGCUGCAUUUCUAGCUGCUGCCGCCCCUCCUGCUGUGGCUCCAGCUGCUGCGGGCCCAGCUACUGCUGCCCCUGCUGCUGCCUGUGCCCAGUCUGUGGCCGGGUCUCCUGCCACACCACUUGCUAUCGCCCCACCUGUGUCAUCCCCAGCUGCCCCCGUCCCAUGUCCUGUGCUUCUUCCUGCUGCUGA
This is a messenger RNA of Callorhinus ursinus (northern fur seal), 501 nucleotides long. NCBI's taxonomy places the organism in Eukaryota, Metazoa, Chordata, Mammalia, Carnivora, Otariidae. The record is from RefSeq and is a predicted model, not a curated record.